UUACUUCUUUCAUUUACGUUCUCUGAACACCACCAUGGCGCUGUGCAAGAGAGGGGUCCAGUGCUGUCUAACACUCUGUAAUUACCAAUUUCACGGGUUUUUGACUUCGGCGUCAUCCACCCCACGUUUAACCUACUCAAGACUAAGUGUAUUAUCGUGCAGGCAUUACUCGUUGUCCCAAGGCAGACUUGGUAUACUCCAGAAAGCUAAUGAGAAAUAUGAGCGUUUUCUUCAGCACCGGUUCCCUCAACUCUACAUCCUCUAUCACACCUUUGUAAAAGGGUUUCGUCUACUGCUCCGAGAUAUGAGGGAGACUAGGAGGAUACAGAUGAAGAUGCUCAGCAAAGAUAUCCCUUUGAGGCAGUUGCCCUAUCGUGAGAUGGAAACCUUUAUAAUGUUUCGCAAAGACAUGCUUAAGGCUAUUCCCCUGGUGUUGAUAUCGAUCCCCCCUUUUGCCAUUGUUGUGGUUUUUGCUCUUAUGUACCUCUUCCCUCGCCAGCUCCUGAUUCGUCACCUGUGGACACCGCAGCAGCAGAGUGAUUUCCAGAGGCUCUACCAUGAGCAGCGGUGUCGACAACACGGGGAGAUCCUGAAAGGCUUGGCCUGGAUUAUACCUCAGGUCAAACAAUGGAGACUCCGCAGUCACCUCCUGAAUCUCUGCAGCAAGGUGCAGAGUGGUGCCCAUCCCAGCGUGAAAGACAUCAAUGCAGUCCGUAGCGUGUUCUCUGGACAUCCUCUUGGGAUAACAGCCAUGGACUCAGGUCACAUGAGGCUGCUGUGCUCCCAGCUCCUCCUGACCCCCUGGCUCCCAGGCUUUCUGAUCCGUCGUCGUCUGAAAGCCAGAGCCCUUGAUGUUUUCUACCUUGACCAGGCUCUAGUCGCCCUGGGCCAGGGCCAACUCACUGACGAGGAGAUACACCAGGCCUGUUACCUGAGGGGGCUCAAUCCAAGCACCCUUAGCCCCAGCCAGUGUCAAGAGUGGCUCCUGCUGUGGCUUCAGCUGUCCACCCCACUCAAAGAAUCUGAGACGUCUUUACUGCUGCACAACAUGGUUCUUCUCUCUGUGAACUACCCAGAACCUUGACCAGAGGCAGAAAACACACAGCUACAACACUAUUUAUUAUAAACGAAUGUGCUCUUAGGCUUCAAUGCCUGGUGGACCAGAGAUCCAGUCAUCUCAUUUGGGGAAGAGGAGGAAAAUGCGUGUGUGUGAUAAGUAACACAGGACAGUGGUUAACAUAAAGAAUUAUUCCAUGCAUUUUAAUGCUUUGACUUACUGUCAAUUGCGUCAAUUGCUUUGACUCAAUCCAAUUGUCUUCAACUCUGGUCCUCAAGGCCCACUGUCCCAUAUGUUUUAGAUGUUUACCUGCUCUAACACACCUGAUUCAAAUGAAUGGUCAUGAUCAAGCUCUGCAAAAGCCUGACGAAGACCAUCGAUUUGAAUCAGGUGUUCUACCAGGGUUGAAGACAACUGUCUUACUCCAUUCCACUGUGCAUUUGAAUCCAGGGGGAAAGCAUGCAUGAAAACACGUCACUAAAUUACAUUAUAAAAGAAACGUGCACAUACAGUGACCAGUAACUUUAAGAUUCAUGACGCUUGCAGGUGUUAACAAUAUUGAAAAGAAAUUACGCCUACACUCAGAUAACUUUCUGAAACUUUUUUAAUACUAUAGAAGUGUUACUUCUAUAGUAUGAAAAAGUCCUACAUUUUUGGUUUGAAGUCGGUUCCCAGAUGUGCCAAUGCAACUGUACCAUCAUUACCUUUCUCUUACAAAACAAUAUCUGAAUGUUUGUGCAUGGGUUAAAGUUGUUUUCUUUACUGUGAUAUUGGAUUUUUCAUAUGUACUGACAUGUUAUGUCAACAGAUGUUUUAUCUAGCCAAUUUGACCAUGUUUUAUGUUGUUUCAUGUUAAAUGAGGGUGACAUCUCACCCUCUGGUCUGUGUGGUAAUAUCACUCAUACAUUAUUUUGUCAAAAGAAAAAGUAAAGAAUGUGUUUUAAUAA
Osmerus eperlanus (European smelt) is the source of this 2004-nucleotide messenger RNA. RefSeq names its product LETM1 domain-containing protein 1-like. The coding region runs from base 35 to 1084 and encodes 349 amino acids. Gene Ontology annotation, molecular function: ribosome binding. NCBI's taxonomy places the organism in Eukaryota, Metazoa, Chordata, Actinopteri, Osmeriformes, Osmeridae. The record is from RefSeq and is a predicted model, not a curated record. The transcript has 9 exons. Gene Ontology annotation, cellular component: mitochondrial inner membrane.